GAUACCAGAUAGCUUAAACUGUAAUAACAAUCAAUUUUCGUCUCAUUUGAUUUUGGAGAUUCUACAAAUCUGUUAUUGAUGUAAUUGAUGUAAUAAUUGGCUACUUGGUUUUUCCGUCAAACAUUCAGAAUUUACCAUAGAACGGCUCAUUUGUUGCCUAUAACAUAUUAUCAACUGUUAAUUCCUCGACAAACGAAGGGAACUCGAUGAAGACUGAGGGUGUAGUUCAGUUCACCGGUAGAAAGCGUAGCCUUAUUGAAGAUGCCAGGAAAGAGCGUGAGAGUGGGUUGCCCUCACCCGGCGCUUCGCGUUGUGCAGACAACUUCGUUUUUGAGGAGAAGGAUGGAAAAGUUGCCCUCAAUAUAGUGUUCACUCUCAGUAGCGAAAAGAAAUCGGCGCUAUCUAAGACGGGCAAAGUUUUAGAGACUUUUGAAGCCAAGAUCCAUCACAUUGAAACCAGACCAGGAAAGAGGACGAAGAACAGCGUGGUGGCGGAUCUGGAAUACUUCGUCAGGUGUGAGAUUCACAGCUGCGACACGGACGUCCUAAUCAGUUCCCUCAAAAGGGUUGCAGAUGAUGUCCGCGCGAUCGCUGAGGAGAAAGUUCCUUGGUUCCCAAGGAAGAUCGGAGAUCUAGACAAAUGCAAUCAUUUAAUAACAAAAUAUGACCCGGAUUUAGAUGAAGAACACCCUGGCUACAGGGAUCUGGAGUACAGGAGGAGAAGAGCUUUCAUCGCCGAACUCGCCUUCAACUACAAACAAGGAGAUCCUUUGCCCAAAGUGGACUACACACCCGAGGAGACAGCCACCUGGAGACAGGUAUACCAGACUCUGCGGGGCAUAUACCCCACACACGCCUGCAGGCAGUUCCUGGAGACCCUUCAGCAGCUGGAGAAGGACUGUGGAUAUGGAGAAGACAGCAUUCCUCAACUGAGAGACGUCUCCACCUUUCUAAAAGAAAGGACCGGUUUUCAGCUGCGCCCGGUCGCUGGCUUGUUGUCUGCAAGAGACUUCCUGGCCAGCUUGGCAUUCCGAGUGUUCCAGUGCACACAGUAUAUCCGGCAUUCCUCCACCCCAAUGCACUCUCCAGAGCCUGACUGCUGUCAUGAACUGCUUGGUCACAUCCCCAUGCUGGCAGACAGAGAGUUUGCCCAGUUUUCCCAGGAAAUUGGUCUAGCUUCAUUGGGAGCAUCAGAUGAGGACAUUGAAAGGCUGUCUACGCUCUAUUGGUUCACAGUGGAGUUUGGUCUCUGUAAACAGGAUGGAGCAGUGAAGGCGUACGGUGCUGGACUGCUGUCUUCGUAUGGAGAGCUCAUGUACGCUCUCUCAAAUGAGCCAGAGUACAGACCCUUCAAGGCUGAGGAGGCUGCAGUCCAGCCCUAUCAAGACCAGGCCUUCCAGCCAGUAUACUUUGUGUCAGAGAGCUUUGAAGAUGCAAAGGCCAAGCUGGGGCGGUACUCAAUGACAAUCCAGAAGCCCUUCUCUGUUCGGUACGACCCGUUUACAUGCAGCAUGGAGGUUCUGGACCAGCCAGGAAAGAUCCAGAACGCUCUGAGCCAGAUGAGGGAGGACUUGAAGAUACUGCAUAGUGCUUUGGAAAAACUGGUCUGAAUCAGAACCAAAUUGGGCCCAAAAUGCACAAACCUCUGACGUAAUUCGGAAUAAGUUCAAACCGAUGACAGGUGAAAAUGCACAUAAGCUUGUACUGUGUAUAAACUGUG
Messenger RNA from Conger conger (European conger), 1720 nucleotides. It is a transcript of the gene th2, whose product is annotated as tyrosine hydroxylase 2. Lineage: Eukaryota; Metazoa; Chordata; Actinopteri; Anguilliformes; Congridae. The record is from RefSeq and is a predicted model, not a curated record. Gene Ontology annotation, molecular function: tyrosine 3-monooxygenase activity; iron ion binding. The transcript is spliced from 12 exons. Bases 207 to 1610 code for a protein of 467 amino acids. Gene Ontology annotation, biological process: dopamine biosynthetic process from tyrosine. Gene Ontology annotation, cellular component: perikaryon; cytoplasm; axon.